GCCCCGCUUUCACCACACUCGCUCCGCCGAACGCAACAGCAGCGACAGCAUCAUGUCUGGCAGAGGCAAGGGCGGGAAGGGGCUCGGCAAGGGGGGCGCCAAGCGCCACCGCAAGGUGCUGCGCGACAACAUCCAGGGCAUCACCAAGCCGGCCAUCCGCCGCCUGGCUCGGCGCGGCGGCGUGAAGCGCAUCUCGGGGCUCAUCUACGAGGAGACGCGCGGCGUGCUGAAGGUCUUCCUGGAGAACGUGAUCCGCGACGCCGUCACCUACACCGAGCACGCCAAGAGGAAGACGGUCACGGCCAUGGACGUGGUCUACGCCCUCAAGCGCCAGGGACGCACCCUCUACGGCUUCGGCGGCUAAAGUCUUUUCGCUCCCGCACUAUUUCCAAGAACCCAAAGGCUCUUUUAAGAGCCGCACACUUCCUCCUAAGAAGAGCUGUGACAUUCUUUUCUCUGAAAGGACAUCAGAAGCGCCUACUAUCCAAUUUCCAAAACUACUUAAAUUUGACGAUUAUGGAAUACUGCUAAAAGACUUUGUGAUUAGAUAAGUCCGAUGUAAUGUUUUCAUUUUGCUGUUAAUGGCGGAAGUUUUUGUUGUGUAAGAUACUUUCUCUUUGCAUACUCCUUAAAUUCCCAUACAAAUGCAGUACCCCACUAAAAAUUAAUUCAAGUGUUCUUUGUAAUCAAAGCUGAGUGUUUACCUUUUGGUUAAAUCUUCACCAAUUUAAGCAUAACAGUCUGGAUUAUUGUUGUCUUGUACUUUAAAAUUUUCGUUUAACUGAAUCCACCGUACAGAAGAAAGCGAAACCAAUUUAUCACUUAGGGAAAAAUAUGAAAGUUGCUCUGAGAUAAAUGUUUUCUUUCUGAUAUUUCUAAAUAAACUUUUCUUUACUAUAA
Grus americana (Whooping crane) is the source of this 900-nucleotide messenger RNA. Its product is annotated as histone H4. Gene Ontology annotation, biological process: nucleosome assembly. Gene Ontology annotation, molecular function: protein heterodimerization activity; structural constituent of chromatin; DNA binding. The record is from RefSeq and is a predicted model, not a curated record. The transcript has a single exon. Gene Ontology annotation, cellular component: nucleosome. NCBI's taxonomy places the organism in Eukaryota, Metazoa, Chordata, Aves, Gruiformes, Gruidae. Bases 53 to 364 code for a protein of 103 amino acids.